Molecule: messenger RNA, 372 nt
Organism: Culicoides brevitarsis
Lineage: Eukaryota; Metazoa; Arthropoda; Insecta; Diptera; Ceratopogonidae
Product: endocuticle structural glycoprotein SgAbd-2-like
Exons: 3
Coding region: 1-372 (123 amino acids)
Cellular component (GO): chitin-based extracellular matrix
Molecular function (GO): structural constituent of chitin-based larval cuticle
Source: RefSeq, a predicted model, not a curated record
AUGAAAUAUUUAAUUGCUCUUGCAUUGUGCCUCUCAGUGGUUGUCGCUGACAUUUCCCUCAAAAAUCAAGUGCCCGCUGAGGAUUUCAACGUUGAAGUCAAUCCCGAUGGCACAUAUUCAUACAACUUUGCUGCCGCCAAUGGCAUUAGUGUCGAUGAAAAUGGCAAGGGAGGCGAAUAUGCUCAAGGUAGCUUCACAUGGACAUCACCUGAAGGCGAAACUUUCAACGUUAAAUACACUGCCGAUGAAAAUGGAUUCCAACCCGAAGGUGAUCACUUGCCAACUCCCCCACCUGUUCCAGAACUCAUCCAAAAAGCUCUUGCCUACAUCGAAGCUAACCCUGGUCCAGACUCCAAUCCCGGAAGACGCUAA